AAGCUCCAUGGCUUCACAACCUUGCUCGGCUGAUAUGGACUUAAUCCAACGCGGACGAACGCGGUGAUCGAUGUCGCCAAGCUUUAUGUGCCUCUUGUGCACUAUCAAUGGAUCACACAAUCCAAACAUCACUGACCAGAUGUUUGGAGAAUGAGGAUAUAAGGCAGACGUAGCAGCACAGGAUCUAUUUCUAUCUACCACUCAACAUUAGCUUACCAUCACUCAACAUCAGUUCACCAUCACUCAACAUCAGCUUACCAUCACUGUCAAAAUGUCAACCAACAAGUACGCAGCAUCCCAUUUGUCCACCAAGGGACCAGGUGAUGCUCGUCCUACCGCAUACGAUAUUCUCAAAGAUGAAGGCCUCGAAGGCAAGCUCUCCGACAAAGUCUUCCUCGUCACUGGCGCCUCAGCCGGCAUUGGCGUGGAGACAGUAAAGAUCCUCGCUAAGACCGGUGCAACUGUAUAUGCAGCUGCCCGAGAUCUGAAGAAGGCAGAAAAGGCCUUGUCUGGAAUCGAAGGCAAGAUUGAGUUGGUUACUUUGGAUCUCGCAUCGUUGGCCAGCGUGCGAAAGGCCGCGGAUGAUGUCUUGAAGCGCACUGGCGGCAAGCUCAACAUCCUUGUAAACAAUGCUGGAGUCAUGGCGAUUGCAUCGCGCACUCUCACUACCGAUGGAUUCGAAGCUCAGUUCGGCACAAACCACCUAGGCCAUUUCCUCCUCUUCCAGCUCCUCAAGUCGGCCCUCCUUCGCUCGUCUACACCAGACUUCCAAUCUCGCGUCGUUGUGCUCAGUUCUUCCGCUCACCGCCUCUCCAGCAUUCUGCCCGACGACUACAACUUUGAAAACACACCCUACAACGACUUCAUCGCGUAUGGCCAGGCCAAAACUGCCAAUCUCUAUAUGUCCAACGAAAUCGAACGGCGCUACGGAGCAAAGGGCCUCCACAGCCUUGCCGUCCAUCCUGGUGGGAUCAUGACGGAGUUGACCCGACACCUGUCGUCUGAUUUUCUGGAAAACUUUUCCCAAAACAAGGAGCUUGCGGCGAAUCUGAAGUCCAUCCCCCAGGGCGCGGCGACGACCGUACUGGCUGCAAUCGGCAAAGAGUACGAGGGUGUCGGGGGCAAGUAUCUAGAAGAUGCUGGAGAGUGGGGCCCGGUGGAGGGCGACGACUCGAAUGGGCUUGACACGAAGCCUGGACACGCUAAGUGGGCGUUUGACCAGGAGAAAGCAGAACAGCUAUGGAAGGACUCGUGCAAAUUCGUUGGCGUUCAGGAUGACUGAGCUUCAAUCCGAGCUCACCAGGAAGAUUUGGUCUUGUAUUCGUGCACUUUUCAUAUGUGACUGUCUUUGGCAGGUUGGUCAUAGAGAGGAGCAAUUACAAUGCCUACGAGCGGUAUGUAAUCAGCGUAUUCAAAGACAGUAAAGAACUUGCAUGUUGAAAGAAUUGAUUGACAACCUCGUCAGCUCUACAAAGAUGUGAAUGUGAACUAAGAGUGCGCUCACUUGGGGAGAGUAUAGUACACUUGCUUUUUAAACCAAGCUUAAGUAAGAUAUAUCAACUCCGAUCCAUGUUUCAGCAUUUCGCUUCCAAAGAACACAAAGUAUGUGUCUUCGGCUCCUGUUUUACCUACUUUAAGGACUAACAAUACUACUUCAUGAGUCUGUGAACAAUUUUUUUUCUUGCGGAAUUUCUUUUCUGAAAAUGUGAGGCGAUGGUAGC
This is a messenger RNA of Boeremia exigua, 1721 nucleotides long. Its product is annotated as WW domain-containing oxidoreductase. The transcript is spliced from 2 exons. The record is from RefSeq and is a predicted model, not a curated record. NCBI's taxonomy places the organism in Eukaryota, Fungi, Ascomycota, Dothideomycetes, Pleosporales, Didymellaceae. Bases 272 to 1282 code for a protein of 336 amino acids.